UAAACGCCUAAACCUGGAUUGCUUAUCAAUCCUUUUUAUGGCACCCAAUUAUUCAAAUCAACACGUUCUUAUCAUUGAGCUCAAGUACCAAUCGUUUGCAUAUAGCACCUGAUAAGGGUUGGAAAAUUAGAUUAACGCGGAAAAUGCAACCGCUAAUCGAUACAUAUAAAUUAUCGAGGUGGAAAACUCGUCCAUUGAAGCAAUCAGUUCCACCAUGAAGACCUUCCAAUCGAGAACAUCGUCCCGGAAGACUUCUUUCGCUAAGGAAGCGACCAAACGCUCCAAAGCUAAUCAACGUGAAAGAAACCGGAUGCAUGGCUUGAACGAUGCACUGGAUCGUCUCCGUCGGUGCGUCCCGUUGCCUCAGCUCUUCAACGUGAUCGUCAAGUGUGACCAAUCGGUUCCGCAGAAGCUGUCCAAAAUCGAAACACUGCGUUUGGCCAAGAAUUACAUCUGUGUUUUGUCGGAAGCCCUUCUUCGUAAUCGACCGUUUGGCUACGAGGAACUGAUGGACGCUUUGUCUGCUCGGCUAAGUCAAAACACGUGCAAUCUGUUGCGUACGCGACUGCAGUUGGAUGACAAGUUGAAAGCUGCCUUGGUGGAACCACGCUAUGCUAGGGAUUGCUGCUACUGUCGAUGUGAUGGAUCCUCCUAUGCAUACUGCCCUGCCGGAAUGAGGAUUGUGAGACAGACAAGAAUCAACACACCCACGGUUCUGUAUGAAUACAUGGAUGAGCGUUGCACUUGUGAAACUAAAAGUUUUAGUUUGCAGAAUAUGAAUGAGUAUCAAUAA
Messenger RNA from Aedes aegypti (yellow fever mosquito), 793 nucleotides. Its product is annotated as neurogenic differentiation factor 4. The transcript has a single exon. The record is from RefSeq and is a predicted model, not a curated record. Lineage: Eukaryota; Metazoa; Arthropoda; Insecta; Diptera; Culicidae. Gene Ontology annotation, molecular function: protein dimerization activity. The coding region runs from base 215 to 793 and encodes 192 amino acids.